AGUGGCGAGUGCACUGAAAAAAAAUUACUGAAUAUAAAAACCUUAGACUACCAUUAGGGCAUUAGUCACAAUCAAAUUGUUGAUAAAGUUACUAUCAAUAUAUUUUAUGACUGAUUGUAUAACACAGUAAACAAUUAAGUAUUUUUGUUCUAAAGUUUUAUCCUUAUCUAUUCAUACUAUCUCUCGCACCGAUUUCUUAUUUAUAUAUUUAUUAUUGUAUCCAGCAAGGCCUAAUGUUCUUAAAGUUUGAAUCUUAAAAAAGACAAUAAUGGAUGUCCUUUUAAAUGUAAAUAAUCAGUCUAAUGGACGAGAUAAACUUGCAAGGCUAGUACAGUAUGCCAGUAGACUAGUAUGGCAUCAGCUGGAAAAAAAUCAUGCUAAUAAGUAUUCCAUUGAACGAAUCAAAGGAUUGGAAAAUAAUCUUAGUUCAUUUAGAAAAGUUCUAAGAUUAGGAAGGUGCAUAGAUAUAUCUUAUGCAGCAUUAAAUACUAUUCAUAUACAGGACCCAUUCUUAAGAAUAUCCCUGACAGUUAGUAAAAUAGCCCAUGCAUUGUUUUUGUAUGCUGAUCAUAUAGUGUGGUUAACACGAAGUGGUUUUCUUAAAACUGAUUCAGACAAAUGGAAUCGCACAGCAAAUAAAUUUUGGCUAUUGUCAAUAACUGCAAAUUUAGCAAGAGAUGUAUAUGAAAUAUUACAAAUCUUAGAGUUAAACCAAACUACAUUGCUUAAACCGUCAGAAUUAUUAAGAGGACCUGUUAAUAGUUUUGAUGUUAAUGCUUGCAUUAAACAUUUAUAUGCUUUUAUUUAUUGCCAUAAAGAUAUCUUUAUAGAUACUUUAAAAAAUUCAUGUGAUAUUUUUAUACCACUGACUGCACUGGGUUUAACUAAAUUGAACCCAUCAACCAUUGGUGUUCUUGGCACAGUUUCUUCACUUGCUGCACUUAUAACUAUAGUAAAACCAAUUACUAAACUUGUACCAGCCUAAGUUAACACUAAAAACUUUUAGCGCUGUUAUAAUAGUGGUUGUGGAUUAUAAGAUUUCUACUGAUUAAUGUAAUUAAGGAAAAGGGGUAGUGUAUAUCAAAUAUUGUUCUCAUAUACCAAAUUUUUUAAUUAAUUUUAUAUAAAAUUCUUAUAAAUGUGGAAUUGGGGGUAACAUGGAUAAGGCCUAUACUGUAAAAUUACUUAAACACAAAGUAAUAACAAGUUACAAACAACUAUGAUAUUUCACCCUUAAGAAAUAAACGAAUUCGCCUUA
Messenger RNA from Pieris rapae (cabbage white), 1258 nucleotides. RefSeq names its product peroxisomal membrane protein 11B (gene Pex11ab). Gene Ontology annotation, biological process: peroxisome fission; regulation of peroxisome size. Gene Ontology annotation, cellular component: peroxisomal membrane. NCBI's taxonomy places the organism in Eukaryota, Metazoa, Arthropoda, Insecta, Lepidoptera, Pieridae. Bases 269 to 985 code for a protein of 238 amino acids. The record is from RefSeq and is a predicted model, not a curated record. The transcript is spliced from 5 exons.